UGUGCUUGGAAUGAAGACACUGCCUGCCAUGCUUGGGACUCUUGGGUUAUUUAGGGAAUUCUUCAUCCUCCAUCUGAGCCUCUGGAGCAUCUCUUGUAAGGAACCUACUAAGAAGAUUGGUGAUGAGUGUAAAGUGCAACUUAAAAUUAAAAGGAAUUCCGAACACUCUGCCUGGACAGGAGAGUUAUUUAAAAUCGAAUGUCCUGUGAUAUACUGUGAUCAGAGACCUAAUGUGACUUGGUGCAAGCACAGAGGAACAAGGUGUUUACCCCUUGAAGUUGGACCUAAGCUACACACUAGUUGGGAAGAAAAUCACAAGAAUUCAGUUUUCGUUCUCCAUUUUGAACCAAUACAUCUCAGUGAUGAUGGCAUGUAUAGUUGUUCUACAGACGUAAAUUCUGAAGUUGUUAAUAGCCACGCAGUAACCAUCCAUGUGACAGAAAGGCAUCAAAACUGUUCAGAACACCCACUAAUAACAGUACCUGACAUCACAGAUGCCACCAAUGCUUCAGGACCAUUCCACAUGGAAGAAAGGCCAGGCAGGACCUGGCUGUUUUAUACCUUGCUUACUUUGGGGGCAUUGCUUCUGCUCCUUGCCUGUGUCUGCCUGCUCUGCUUUCUGAAAAGGAUCCAAGGGAAAGAAAAGAAGCCUUCUGACUUAGCAGGAAGGGAAACUAAUUUGGUUGAUAUUCCAGUGAGUUCCAGGCCAAAUUACCAAGAACUACCAACAGAAACUAGAAUUUAUGAUAAUGAUCCCUGGUCCAGUAUGCAGGAAGAAUCUGAAUCAACAAUUAGCUCACAAUUGGAGAGAAACAAACAGGGCAUUGUUUAUGCUUCUCUGAACCAUUCUGUUAUUGGAAGGAACCCAAGACAGGCAAGCAGCAUGCAGGAGGCACCCACAGAAUAUGCAUCCAUUUGUGUGAGGAGUUAAACUUCCCACUGAGCCAGGUGGCAGACACUGCAUGACCACAUGUCAAUACCUUGGUCUGAACCGUCAAUGUCAAAUAACCUUCAACUUGGGAAUUUUCAAUUAAGAUGCUUUGUCCUGGUGCUGUAUCUUAAAGGUCCAUAAAAUAUUUACUCCAAAUUUCUCCUGAAAACUUUGGGAGAGUUUUGUACAAGAGCCUUGAACAACAGACUCUUCCCUGGGAAAACUCAUAUUACAAAUAGCUGAAUAAUAGGACAUUUCAAAUUUACCAUGUCAUACCCAAUGUUUUUCAAUAUUUUCUUUGGAACUACUAAAGAGACUUACAGGGAAGAAAGAAGCUUAUUAUUUGGAUCUGCUCACUACACAUUCUAGAAAAAGAAUGGCCCAAUUUGACUAACUAAUCAUAAAUACAGUAAUGAUUGUAUGUUCUCAGUCAGUCAUGAUAAGACAAUUUCUCAUGUCAAUCUAUAGAUAAUGCUUUAUUAUUAUUUUUAAUGUAAAGGAAACUUAUCUUGGACUCAAUUCAGAAAAAGAUUGGAAAGGGUAAUUAGUACAGUACAGAUACAGAAUAUGCCAAAUAGAUGUGGGGCCAAUAUUCAUUAUUCCCACCAAUGAGAUGUUCAUCUUCACCUGGCUUGCUUGAGAAAGGAAGGUCGUUAAGGAGUCAUCAAUGUAUAGUGAGUGUAUUUGUAAUUGAAAUGGUAGUGUUUGGAUCAAGUAGAAUAAUGCCCAUGAAUGUAAUUAACACUGCUGAACUAAUAUAUACAUAUGGGCCUAUGAACAAGAGUCCAUGGGAAUAGAUAUUAUCAAUCCAGGUUGAACUUUUAACCCACCUUUUGCUUUACCUGAGAGCAAACUCAAAGGGCAAUUGAUGAAAGGAGAGUCUUGAAGAAUGAGUUGAUCAGUAGGGGCUGGCAUACAUUCAUGAACAUCUGUUUUUUGAUUCUUGUGAAGUGAGUCUUCAUGAUGCAUCUGUAAUGAAGUAUGGCAAACAAAGAUCACUCAGGUUUAAAUUCUGAUGUUGCAGCUGCUCAGGAAGAUGAUUGAGAUUUUCAGGUGUUCUGAAUUUCCAGAUUGAGUCUAAUUACUUAAAAGUAGCUCAUAAUUUUAUUCAUCAGCUUGAGGCUUGAGUUCUCAGACCUUGAAACUGAAUAAUGUCAUAGUCUUAGUAUACAGUGGAUUGGGCAUGAGUUAGAAUCCACUGGAGCAAACACAUGAACUGUUGAAUGAGUGAAUGUGGCCUAUAUAAUUGCGUGCACAUAUGUGGGGGUGCCUGUGCAUCUGAGUGCUAGCAUGCAAAUGCAAGGUGUGACGUCCGGAAAUGAGACAAGAGAAACCAGUCCUAUUGCCGCUCUAUUUUUAGUUUGCUUAGAAGGUGCAAAGUACUAGAGAAAAUUAGUUAUUUAUAGAAAACAACAGGUGAAGUGGUGAGAAUAGGAGCUGAGAAUGUAUCUACAAACAGUGAACGAAGAGGCCUUGCUACACAGCUUUUUUUUCACCUGCUGUUCACCUCAGGUUUCAGUUCCCUGAAUUUGGGACAACGGACAGUGUUUUCAGAUACUGUUGCAACCAAUUCUAGUUAAGCGUGUUCAGGCAGGAACCUUUGUGGGAAUUUAUGCAAAAAAGAUCUUAGAAUAGCAGCUCAUCUUCAAAAUAGAAACAGGAAGUAUGGGAGGGGGAUGAGUACUGCUCUCUGUCCUUCUUAUCAGAUCUACAGGCAACUUAAGCAACUCUUUCAGAGUUGUCUCCGGCUUUAAAAACAAAAUAUUUCUGACUAUUCUGUUUAAAACAAUCUUUGAAAAACUUUGUGUGUGCAUGCAUAUUUGGGUAUGCACGUAUGUGUGUGUGUGUAUGGUAUAUGUGUGUGGUGUGUGCACACGUGUGUGCAGGAGCCCCAAGAGAAAGCCAGGUGCCAUUUUCUGUUGCUCUCCACUUUAUUCUGUUAAGGGAAGGUCUCUCAUUGAACCUGGAGUUAGGCUAGCAGGGAUCAAGCCAGUGAUGGAUCCUCCCGUUCCUGCUUCCCACAUUGCUAGGGCUAUCUUUGCUCUUGCCCAGCUCUUUACAAGGAUGUAGAGAAUCCAAACUCAGGUCCCCAUGCUUGUCCAGCAAGCACUCUUAUUUGCUAAGCAUGUUCUUAAUAUUUUUUACAAUGAAAGACACUGCUCGGGAUUUCACCUCAAUGAAUGACCUUGUUUGUCAAUCACAUAUCAUUUAUGCUCUUAUUCCUACUUAGUAAAUAUGUAUAUAUCUUCAAAUAAAUUUGUUCCAGUGUUAUUUCAUGUUUACUUAA
This is a messenger RNA of Arvicanthis niloticus (Nile rat), 3218 nucleotides long. It is a transcript of the gene Btla, whose product is annotated as B and T lymphocyte associated. Gene Ontology annotation, biological process: immune response-regulating cell surface receptor signaling pathway. The record is from RefSeq and is a predicted model, not a curated record. NCBI's taxonomy places the organism in Eukaryota, Metazoa, Chordata, Mammalia, Rodentia, Muridae. Gene Ontology annotation, molecular function: signaling receptor activity. Gene Ontology annotation, cellular component: plasma membrane.